UUUGAUGAUGGCGGCACCCACGAACAGACUGGAUAGCCCGCAUUGCUGCCAAGAAAUAUGCCUUAAAGUGAAUGAUCAGUUUUAUUGCGAAAUUGAUGAUGAUAACCUUUCACUCGAAUCAGUCCUGAGAAAGUACGAAAUCGCUACCACCACGAAAUUCGUGCACUAUUGGACGAGCGGCGAUUAUGGAAAGUCAGCUGAAGAAAUCCUGAAUAAGGCAAAGAGCGGGUGCAGCUCCAAACGAAUACUUUGGAAAAAAGCCGAUGGAACCACCUCAAACACUCCCCAAAUACAUGUUGGGGCAUGUACCCUGGAAUGCCAUCAAGGAGAGGAUAGGUAUUUGAAAAUUAAGGCCAGGCGUCUGGAGAAGAAGGAACAAGAAAAGGACAAUGAACAUGGAUACAGCAGCAAAAAUACCAGGAGGUUUCUAAAGCAACCAAGCAAAAAACAAAAUUGCCCUGCACAGAUAAACAUAAAGCAGGUCCUGUUGUUCCCAGAAUUCCAGGUUGAUGAUGCUAAAUCUGAGUUUAAGCGAAAGAAAAAAAGCAAAGAAUUGAAGGAAGCUCUGGGGUCUGACUCUCGCCUGAAGGUCAAGGUGCAGUUCCAUGUAACCCUCCCAGAUCCUGUCAGUGGGCAUGAAGGUCAUCCUGUUGGAAAUGAUGCUGUGGCCUGUUUAAGAAAAACAUUUGACAAACAAGUUGGGGAAAAAAUACGGCAACUUAAAGCUGGUGUUUCCAAGGUUCCUGAUUUACAGCGCCACCUGAGUCUCUCUGCUGAUACAGUUGCAAAGGAUGAGAAGUUGGAUGUCAACAUUUUGGAUCAGCGAUUCUUCCCAACAGAGGCUGACCUCAAGAAUCGUCUCUACCAUGCAGUUUUGUCAAUAAAGAAAUCCUUGGUUGACCAAGAGAAUAUAGAAAAAACUUUUGAAAAUUGGCAAAAGGCAAACCCAGAAGACAAGAUCUUUUUGCGGUACAAUAAAGCUGAUGACAAUCUCCUAUUUGUUUACCAAACAUCAUUUCAGCGGCAUUUGUUUAAUAAGUUUGGAGGGGAGUUGGCCCUUCUUGAUGCCACGCACUGCACUACCAAAUACUCGUUGCCUUUAUAUAUUUUGGCCGUCAAAACAAUGACUACCAGCCUGUGGCAGUGUUUGCGACUAUAA
Molecule: messenger RNA, 1159 nt
Organism: Penaeus vannamei (Pacific white shrimp)
Lineage: Eukaryota; Metazoa; Arthropoda; Malacostraca; Decapoda; Penaeidae
Source: RefSeq, a predicted model, not a curated record